AUUUAUAGUAACAAUGGAUGAAGUCGGUAAAUACGAUACUAUCCUUCUCAGCUUGGCUCAGCAAAUGGAAGGUGGCGUGUCACAGCUUUUGGAUGUGUUAUUCGGUUUUCUCUCGCGAAAAACAGAUUUUUACACUGGUGCUGAUAUCACGAAAGCUCAAGAAAUGGUUUUGAAGGCAUUUAAUAAACAUGGUGAAUCGGCGAAAAAGGUUGCGGAAGAAGCAAAAAAGCGACGUGCUGAGGAGCAAAAACGUUUGGAGGAACGGCGAGCAGCACAGAAAGCAAAAGAGGAAGCCGAGAUGAAUGAGCCACGAAUUCGUGAAAUCACUGAUGAAGAAGCUGCGGAGCUGGAAAAGAUGAAGAAUGGUGUAAAAACUUCAUCAACGGCUGAAGAGAAUAACAAAAACAAAGAUAAAGAAGAUGGUGAAGAAGAGGAAGAAGACCCAGAAGAUAAAGGAAAGUUAAAGCCAAACGCUGGUAACGGUUGUAAUUUAGAGAAAUAUCAAUGGACCCAAACAUUAAGUGAAAUUGAGACCCUACUGAAGAAAAAGACGACCAUAACAUCCGACUAG
This is a messenger RNA of Loa loa (African eye worm), 571 nucleotides long. RefSeq lists its product as hypothetical. Gene Ontology annotation, cellular component: cytoplasm. The record is from RefSeq and is a predicted model, not a curated record. Gene Ontology annotation, biological process: protein folding. Lineage: Eukaryota; Metazoa; Nematoda; Chromadorea; Rhabditida; Onchocercidae. The coding region runs from base 14 to 571 and encodes 185 amino acids. The transcript is spliced from 6 exons.